AUGAGUAAUGAAAAUGGAGAAAAAGAUGUCCUCGAAGCCACAGACUCCCUACAAAUUUUAAAUGUAGAAGAUUGUGGCAGAAGCGAAGUUGAUAAAAAGAACAAACCUAAAGUAGAUAUUUUAUUAAAACCCACUGGAAAUGCACCAAUAAUGAAAAAGAAAAAAUGGACUGUUGAUAGUGACAAACCCAUAGGAUGGAUUAUUGAAUUUAUAAAGAAGUAUCUAAAAAUUGAGUCCAAAGAGAAAUUGUUUGUUUAUGUGAAUCAAACAUUUGCCCCUGCACCAGAUCAGUUAGUAAAAAAUCUUUAUGAUUGCUAUAGCACAGAAGGAAAAUUAGUUUUACAUUAUUGUAAGACUCAAGCCUGGGGUUAA
This is a messenger RNA of Brassicogethes aeneus, 372 nucleotides long. The record is from the annotation of a GenBank genome assembly. Lineage: Eukaryota; Metazoa; Arthropoda; Insecta; Coleoptera; Nitidulidae.